CUCCCCGUCAGGGAGGGAGGGAGGGAGGAGGGGACAAGAUGGCGGAGGCUUCGCCGCAGCCGGGACGCUACUUCUGCCACUGCUGCUCGGCCGAGAUCGCCCCGCGCUUGCCGGACUACAUCUGCCCGAGGUGCGAAUCCGGCUUCAUCGAAGAGUUGCCGGAAGAACCUAGGAACGUCGAAAAUGGAUCCAACUCUUCGGCGUCGACCAGCGACCAGAGCAGGCACCCGUUUGAGAACGCCGACCAGCACUUUUUCACCCUGCCCCAGGGCUACGGGCAGUUCGCCUUCGGGAUCAUCGACGAAGCCUUCGAGUUACCGGCCUUCGGGUCCAACACUCAGCCCGAGGACAACCGGGACGCGGAGAACCGGCGCGAGAGGGAGCACCAGUCCCGGCACAGAUACGGCACCAGGCAGCCCCGGGCGCGGUUCACGGCACGCAGGGCCGCCGCCGGCAGGCACGAAGGGGUCCCCACACUGGAAGGAAUCAUUCAGCAGCUGGUCAACGGCAUCAUCGCCCCCACCACGAUACCGAACCUCGGCGUGGGGCCUUGGGGAGUCUUGCAUUCGAAUCCGAUGGACUAUGCGUGGGGAGCCAACGGUUUGGAUGCCAUUAUCACCCAGCUUCUGAAUCAGUUUGAGAACACAGGGCCUCCUCCGGCAGACAAGGAGAAAAUCCAGGCGCUCCCCACGAUCCACAUAACAGAGGAACACGUCGGUUCCGGUCUGGAGUGCCCCGUCUGCAAGGAAGAUUACGAAGCCGGCGAGAGCGUGCGGCAGUUGCCCUGUAACCACUUGUUCCAUGACGGCUGCAUAGUUCCAUGGCUGGAACAGCACGACACCUGCCCCGUGUGCCGGAAGAGCCUCAGCGGCCAGAACACAGCCACGAACCCCCCGGGACUCUCGGCGAUGAACUUCGCCUCCUCGUCUUCCUCCUCCUCCUCCUCCUCCUCUAGCUCGCCGAGUAAUGAGAACGCGGCGAACAACUCGUGAGAGCGGAACGGCGGGGCGGGAGG
Molecule: messenger RNA, 1015 nt
Organism: Lacerta agilis (Sand lizard)
Lineage: Eukaryota; Metazoa; Chordata; Lepidosauria; Squamata; Lacertidae
Gene: RNF126
Product: ring finger protein 126
Exons: 9
Coding region: 39-992 (317 amino acids)
Biological process (GO): protein ubiquitination
Cellular component (GO): cytoplasm
Molecular function (GO): ubiquitin protein ligase activity
Source: RefSeq, a predicted model, not a curated record